AUGUUUGGUGUGGUGUGCGUCGGUGUGGAGCUCGCGGACGUGGAGCGCGGGCCACCUUUCACCUUGCUCUUGCUGGGCGCUCCACGGCCAGCAGACGCUUCUCCUUGCCUUUCCUCCGCGCGCCGGACGAUUGGCGUCGGGUGACGGCAGGCGUCACUUGCUGACCCCGGCGCUGCGAGGACGAGGCAGCGGCCCUGGGAGAGCGCAGGAGCGGAGGAUAUAUCGGUGGCUGUGAGGUGUCCAGUGUGUUCCGGAAUGCUCAGGGGACCCUGAUGACCACAAUCGCCUCUCCGCCAUAUGAGUUU
Molecule: messenger RNA, 305 nt
Organism: Ectocarpus sp. CCAP 1310/34
Lineage: Eukaryota; Phaeophyceae; Ectocarpales; Ectocarpaceae
Source: the annotation of a GenBank genome assembly